Molecule: messenger RNA, 1285 nt
Organism: Triticum aestivum (bread wheat)
Lineage: Eukaryota; Viridiplantae; Streptophyta; Magnoliopsida; Poales; Poaceae
Exons: 5
Coding region: 580-819 (79 amino acids)
Source: RefSeq, a predicted model, not a curated record
UCCCUCCGCCGCCGCCAACCUCUCCCCUCGCCUCCGCCACCCACCUCUCCCCUCGCCGCCGGUCUGCAGCCGUCUGCACCCUCCCCUCCCCUCCACUCAUCACAAGACAAGAGAAGAAGAAAGGACGGCUCUCCCGAUGCCAGAUCCAAUCCUCCUCCCUCCCUCCUCGCCCCGGCUCCCUGCUCCCCUCCCCUUCCAGAUCGCCGCCACCACCUCCCUCCUCCUCCCUCGUCCCUGCUCCCUGCUCCGCCUCGACGGGCCGGUGCACCGCCAUGACCGCAACGAGCCCAAUCCCAUCGCCGAAUCUCGGAACAUCGCCACCACUCCCUGCUCCGCGGCGGCCGAGGCGGCGUAGGAGCUGCGGGACGCGGUGGCGGCCCUCGCCGUGCGCCGCGCCGCCGACGAGAAUGCGCUGCGGCGCCGCGCCGUCGCGCUGGACGCCGACGUCCGCCGCCUACAGGGCUCCCUCGCCCCCCUCGACCCCGCCACGCUCGACGAGUUAGUGCCUCCAAUGUGGUCGACAGUGAGUGCAUCGGGGAUUCGGGGUCGUCUUCAAGAAGGACAAGACCAGGGUCUCCAAUGGACCAGGGGUUUGUGCAGGCCAUCACCAUGGUACGCCGAGGUGCUGCGGGUGUCAAGGAGGACGUCAGUUCUAGCUGCUUAGAUUACUCGAGGCAUGAUUUGAUUCGGUACAAGGGGUUCGUCAUGCCAGGCUCCUCUUUUCUGCUGCUUCCAUGCAACGGUGGUGGCAGCUGUGUUUUUCGGCAUCGGCUACAAAAACAGCCAUGGCAUAAGAAUAAGCUUAUAAGAACCGAGUAGAAUGCUCUAUGUUCACGAGUCACCUUUCUUGUAUGAACGAGCAUCUCAUUUUAACUAGCUGGAGAACAAAAAGCAUGGUACUACCUCAAUUUGUGUUAUCAUUCUAAAUAACUAUCCUUUUCUUGAAUGGUCUGUUCAUAAUAUAUUUGCCCCAGUUUUUUUGAUUCUUCUCUAUUGAUUCAUGUUAAAGGGCGACCGAGGAAGGCAUGUUGUCUGUUUUCUUGAAGGCCGUUCUGUUUGUUCCCAGCCCUAACUACGGUUGUCCAGCUAGUUCGGCAUGUUGUUCAUAUCACUAUGGUAGUCCAACGAGUUUGGCAUGUUGUAAGUUUGGCAUGUUCAUGACGGGAGCAGGUGCCAGUUUGUGAUUGCUUGUAAAGCUUGUAAAGUACUGUAUUACACUUGUAGUCAUUACUGUGAUUGCCACUGUAUUACACUUGUACGGAUCUGGUUGCUCUUAUUUGAAGUA